Exaiptasia diaphana is the source of this 6966-nucleotide messenger RNA. RefSeq names its product dedicator of cytokinesis protein 11. Gene Ontology annotation, molecular function: guanyl-nucleotide exchange factor activity. The record is from RefSeq and is a predicted model, not a curated record. Lineage: Eukaryota; Metazoa; Cnidaria; Anthozoa; Actiniaria; Aiptasiidae. Gene Ontology annotation, biological process: small GTPase-mediated signal transduction; positive regulation of GTPase activity.
ACCGGUCAUCAAAUCUGGUUAAAAAAWCCACCAUUAUGUCCAUAAAACUAGGACAAAAUGAACUCUAGCAUUGAAUGGCUGUCAAUUGGAUAUAGUACGAUAGAAGUACGUUGAUUUGGAUUAGCAAUGAGUCGUUAACAGCUAUAUUAAGCCAUCUCUGUGGAUUACAACGUUUAUGAUGGCGACUAGACGUCCAAAGCCACCUAAAAUCAAAUUGAGUGUUUCAGACGAUUGCGAUGAGUCUUCACCAAGAAGCAGUCCAACAAGUCCUCUUGAAAAUAGAAGAUCCACUGGAAAUUACUUCAGUAAGUCGGCGGAUAACAGCCCGAAGGAUCCUCGCUAUCGUUGCAAGUCGGAUUCUUACCAAUCACGUGUCCAUCUUCAAGAAAAGGUUGACCCGCACAAACUCACCCAGGCCAUGACAGACACUCAUCAUUCCAAGGCCGCGAGCCUGAGUGCAGAUGCGCGCAGCACAAAGAGGACCACCCUGGCGAGUAUGUUCGCUCUCAGUAGGAGCCAACCGGAAACACCCAUUGCAAGUGAUAGUGAAUCGUCACCUCAAAGCAGCCCUAAAYUGAGCCGAAAUUCAAGUCCUUUUAUUAAACCUAAACUAAAUCGUUUGUCUACUGACACGGAUUUGAAUAACGAUGUGAACGUCACUAAAGAUGGAACGAAGACGACCAAGAAAAAAUAUCAAAAGCAAAAAAGYCAUGAGAACUCCCAUGCACUAAAAGUGAUGAUCGUUGAUGGAGCCAAUGAAACGAAGUUUGAUCCCAAAAAAUUCAAGGACAUCGUUCAAGGAAUCCUUCCUAUCAGCUAUGAAGACGAAAUCGUUCAAAAACGCACUCAAAUCCUGCGAGAUCCCCUACAAGAACUCUUGCUCUUUCCUCAGGACGACAUCUCGGCUUAUACAAUACCAAGAGAACAAAGAACAGAAACGCCGACUGUUCCAAGAGAGGCUCAUUCAAGACAAAAUAGCUUGUUUACUAGAGAGUGCAUCCAUUCUUACACAUCAAGUUGGAAUUGUAUAGAGAACAAAUAUGCUCAAUAUUCUGGUAGCUACCUCAAAUUACCAAGACCUGCUCAAGCAGAAGGUCUUCAAGAACAAAUAUAUGAAGUUGACUUAGUAGACCAGGAGGAGAGUGGUGAUAGUAGCUAUGCCAUUAGUCCUCUGCGGGAGAAAGGUAUCACUAAACAAGGUUACCUCACGAAAGCACCAUUCCAUGGUGAAAAUGAUAAUGGUCAUGAUCAUCAUUCGGCAACAAAGAUAUAUAAACGGCGAUGGUUUAACUUGAAGCAAAUAUCCAGUGAUGGCUCAUACGUAUUAGAAUAUCGAAAGGAUGAUCAUGCAACUACGGCACGAGGAGUUAUAUACCUUGAUUCUUGUACUCACAUCUCGAAGGGUGUUAAAGGCAAGAUGUAUGGCUUUGAACUUCACAUUCAUGACAAAACGUACAGUCUUGUGGCCGACAGUCAAAAUGAUAUGGACCAAUGGAUGGCAUGUUUAUGUCGGGUAACAGGAAUCGACAUUGAUACUUGUGGCAAAUCCACCGGGAUAUCAUUCUCAGUUAAAGCAAGACUUCCCACAAAACAAAGUCAAUCUCUACGAGAAAGUCUCAAGAACAGCAAACAUCCAUUACUUUUAGAAUAUUCCAAGGAAACUGAUGUACAAAAUGCUAAAAGACGCCGAGAAAAYAGAUAUAAAUUGUUUUCUUUAGUCCGUGAUUUAGACAGCAACCCGUGCGCCAGUGUUGAUGAUGCGAGGGUUGAUGCUACUGUGUACAAAGAGAACUUUGGGACUCGAUUUGUUGUCUCUUGUAAAGAUUUGAAAUUCCGUUUAGUUAAUACAAAUUCAAAUGGUGAAGAGACGAAUAUUGAGCCAUUUUUCUUGAGGCUCGCGUUAUUUGAUGUUAAAAARGGSAUGAAACUUUCUGAAGACUUCCAUUGUGACUUAAAUGAUCCAAGAGUAGCAGAUAUGCUCAGAGGAAGUGACUUUAUAGAAUAUGGUGAAACCAAUGGAGAUGCUAGCUCUGAAGAGAAACGAAGGAGGACUAACAAACGGGAAAUGGAGGACUGUCAUCCUACUAAUGCAAUAUUCUCAGUCACGUGUCCUCACCCAGAAGUCUAUGUAGUCGUACGAAUAGAUAAAGUGUUACAAGGUAGUAUAGGAUCCUGUGUUGAGCCGUACAUCAAGUCAGGCGACAUCAAGAAGACAACAGGGAAAGUACAGAAGCUUGCUGAAAUCUGUUGUAGAAGACUAGGUCGUUACACCAUGCCAUUUGGAUGGGCAGCAAGGCAAGUUUUCAACAAUGAGGGUCGCUAAUUCCCGUCAAACCGUUUUACUACAACUACAAGGACGCUCCAACACUCGAGAUAGAAGAAUUCAAUCAAUCGUUUCCAGAAGCAGCGUUCCCAUAUACUCAAUAUGUGAAUAACUUCUAUAUUUAUCCGCUAUCUCUCAAUUACAACAACCAGAAGGUCUUUUCUAAGGCCAGAAAUAUCGCAGUAACGAUCGAAUUCCGAGACAUUGACGCRCAAGAUGCCAUCCCUCUCAAGUGUAUCUAUAAUACCGAUGGCACACCAACGCUAACAACAAGAGCUACAGCUCCUGUUCUCCACCACUGUACCUACCCCACCUUCUACCAAGAGGUCAAGAUUAAGUUACCAACUCUACUUACAGAAAAGCAUCAUGUGUUUUUCACAUUCCAACACGUGGCCUGCGACCAGGGGAAAGGUGCCAGUGGAUCCGGUUCAGUACGGGGCAAACCUAUUCCCGUAGAAUCACCGGUUGGGUAUGCUUGGAUGCCAAUAUUGCACAACGGAAGAAUCCGUAAUGGUGAGCUGUCACUUCUAGUUGGCCAGCAUGCACCAGACGAGUAUUUGUCUGCGCAGUAUGCAGGAUUACAGAAGACCACAGGCACAGACGUUCGAUGGGUUGACCGAGAAAAGCCUUUGUUUAGGAUAAACACGAAACUGGUAUCAACAGUAUAUACACAGGAUCCGUACGUUUAUGGGUUCUUCUCGCACUGUCAGAAAUUCGACGGCUCGCCAUCCAGUGAAAUCGAGAAAAGCAAUACCUUGAAGCUAUUAAAUGCCGUGGAUGUCAAUACUGUGAUCCAGUUCCUGCCGGUCAUCUUUAAUCAAUUGUUCCACGUCGUACUCGUGUCUCACAGUGAGGAUGUCGCGCUGAACGUUGCCAGAGUCCUUAUUCGCAUUACUUCUCAAGUCCACGAAGCCAAACGAAUAGAAGCUCUCAAAUCAUAUGUCAAGUAUGUUUUUGUGACAGAACGAGUUGARAAUUCAAAUAAAACAGUUCACGAAGAACUCGCUAAGACACUCACGAUGAACUUGAAACCAGGCAGUGAUCCUGUAGUUGUCAACGAUCUGAUGAGGCAUUCAUGGUUCUUCUUUGAAAUAAUCGCAAAAAGUAUGGCACAGACAUUGGUGCAGUCCGAUAAAGCAAAGAGAAUGAAUCGAGAUAACUGGUUCCCGGAGAGUUUCCACCGAAGUCUUGAAAACUUUGUCCAAGCKUUCCUUCCCCAGAUUAUUAAAAGACUGAAAGAUCAUGCUCAGAUYGCUAAGGACGCCAAUUUUCAUCUUGCUUGUUUCACGAAGGAUUGCUUUACAUAUAUGGAUCGAGGGUUCGUUUUCCAGAUGAUUACGUAUUACUCAGAACAAUUCAAAGAUUCUGACACACAAAUGCGAGAGUUCAAGUUCGAAUUUCUCCAAACUGUUUGUAAUCAUGAACACUAUAUUCCUCUCAACCUACCGUUGGAUGUCAGAGGUCUUGGUGGUGUUCACGAGUGUGAACUGUCAGAUGAUUUUUGUAAGCGUUUCUUUCUUGUUGGUCUAUUACUAAGAGAGGCGUCAUCAGCUUUAACACAAGGUCGUCAUAUUCGUAAGUUGGCUAUCAAAGUGUUACGCAAUCUGUUAGUGAAACACGAACUCGACCCUCGAUAUGAUAACGAGGCACGUCAAUCACGUAUCGCGGCAUUAUACCUCCCUCUGCUCACCAUUCUCCUUGAUCACGUGCCAAGGUUCCAAGGCAGCAACUAUGAGCUUCACCCUUCUYUGUCCCAGUUCUCUCACGACUCUACGACCCAGGCCAUCACGAGCGAACCCACGUCAGAAUCGAAUCGGAGCUCGGCGUAUUCACAGGGCAACCUUAAAGUGAGUCCCAGUGAUUCUCUUACUCCUGUUGCGCCUCCGCCUAACACCCCGAARGAAGGAUCACAGAUGGCACUCAAGAUUCCUUUCGAAGAAGACGAGACCAAGGAACUGUUGUUAUGUUUUAUGUACAUCCUGAAGAAUCUAGAGCAAGGCGUGAUAUUGGACUGGUGGCGACAAAUCAUGAGUUCAGCAGUGAAGAGAGCUCACUGGCAUCCSACUGUACUGUACAUGUUACAUCAGGACAAGUACUACUCSAAAUUUGCUGCAGUCAUCGAUAUGUUUGACCUAUUAAAGUUGGCUUUGAAGCACUUCAAAUACCAAGGCAAAGCUAGUAUCAUGAAGAGCAGGGAUCUUGAGUAUCUUAAAGCCACGUGGCGAGCAACAAAUGAUAUGAAAAAUCCACUCCCGGCUUCCAGUACAAGUGAGUCAACUAAGCAAUACUUCGAACAGCGCUACAAGGGUCACUCGAGAAAUCCAAGCCAUGGCAUAGAUCUUCACUCACGUAUCCUGAUGGAAGGCAAUCUGUCCAACGAGGUCGGUCUUAUCGUCCUUGAUUUAAUAGAGCUAUUCUGCAAUCAUUUCAAGUUCCAUCUCGAGCAAGAUGAUGGUGACAACUUGUUAAUGACGAAGAUCUUCAGUACGUUGAUCUCGUUCCUACAAAUCUCUCAAUCCGAACUAAUGAUCAAGCACGUGUUUGCUAGUCUAAGGUCGUUUAUCAAUAAGUUCCCUGUAGCGUUGUUUCGAGGAAGUGCCAACCAUUGUGGUGAGCUUUGUCGAGAAAUUCUUAGCUGUUGUAAUUCCAAGCUGGAAAGUCUGCGUACCCAAGCAUGCGCAUAUCUYUAUCUCAUGAUGAGAAGCAACUACGAGUUUACUGGUGGAAUGAACUGCGACAGAAUACAUUGGCAGGUAAUAGUGGCCGUUUCGCGACUGAUGCAGAGUGGCCUGAAUCGACCUGCGGUGCAUAAUUCCUUAAUUGCUUUAAAGAACUUCGCUAAUGAAGAUAAAGGAAUGAAGAACACAAGUUUUCCAUCGGAAGUCAAAGACAUUACUAAGAAGAUUCAUACAGUACUUCAAGCGACUGCACAAAUGAAGGAACACGAUGACAUCCCAGAAGUCCUCAUGGACCUUCAAUUCAGCCUGGCUAAAUCCUACUCGAGUACUCCCGAACUGCGCGAGGCCUGGCUCGAAAACAUGGCGAACACUCACGAAAUUCAUAAGAACUUCUCCGAGACGGCUCAUUGCUACAUUCAUGCUGCUGCCUUGGUAGCUGAAUACCUCAAGCGACAAGGAGUCUACCCAGACGGCUGUGCGGCGUUUAAUAAAAUCUCCCCUAAUUUGGUACCAGACGAGAGCAUGAUGAAGACGGACGAAAGYAUGGCUAUUGAACAGCGGUUUACWCUGAAACACCUUGUUGAGCUACUGGAGAAGAGUGCUUUGUUCCUAGAGCGAGCUGAACGCUAUGAGGUGAUGGGUGAGGUCUACAAGCUUGCUAUUCCCAUUUACGAACAGGAAAGAGACUUYGGGGGACUGGCAAGUGCAUAUGAUAACCUUUCCAAGGCAUAUCGUAAGGUUGUKGAUGUCAUGGCAAGCGGUAAAAGGAUGCUGGGCAAGUACUUUAGAGUGGCUUUCUUUGGCAAGGUAUUUGGUGACGAUGAUGGUAAGGAAUAUAUCUAYAAAGAACCAAAGAUAACAUCACUACCCGAGAUCUCUCACCGCCUACAAGGAAUGUACAACACAAAGUUUCACGGGAAAAUUAAACUGAUACACGACUCGACUAAGGUCCAUUCUGAUGAUCUAGAUCCCAACUUUGGUCACAUACAGAUAACAUACGUAGAACCGUACUUUGAYGACGAUGAGAAGAAAACUCGGCCCACUCCCUUCGAGCAGAAUAACAAUAUUCGACGAUUUAUGUAUGAGACGCCGUUUACUGCCAGUGGUAAAGCCCAUGGGAGCCUAGAUGAACAAUGUAAAAGAAAGACUAUUCUAACUACGUCCAAUACUUUCCCGUAUGUAAAGAAAAGAAUUCUGGUUGUGCAGGAAGARCAAUAUGAGCUCACACCCGUUGAGGUUGCRUUCGAUGAAAUGCAGAACAAGGUUCGUGAAUUAGAGCAAGUUAUUUCACAAACCCCCCCUGACAUGAAGAAAUUGCAGCUGGUGCUGCAAGGGAGCGUCAGCGUUCAGGUUAAUGCUGGUCCUCUCGCCUAUGCACAAACGUUUCUGGAUCGCACUGUUGUCCACAAAUAUCCUGUCAAACACAUCGAGAAGCUUCAACAAGUUUACAAGGAGUUUAUAAAGUGUUGCGGUAAAGCACUGGACAUCAAUCAUCAGCUUAUUAAAGAAGAUCAACAUUUGUAUCACGACGAUAUGAAAGACAAAUACACACAAAUGAAGUCUGAACUCGCCAGAUACAUCGAUGAAGAGCACCCACCUUCCAUGAGAAAGACUGGAAGCGUAUCGCCCUUGGGUCUACGCAGCUAGUGGGUGCGAAAAAUGCCGACUACUAGUACAUUUUGGUUGAGACUUAACGUCUUCAAAUUAUUAGCAUACUAGCACAAUGUAGUAAUAUAAAAAAUAAACCUACAGAAUGUUGUAGGAAAUAAUCACAAAUAUUCAAUUUCAAAAGAUUUCAUUAUUUUCGUAGGUGAAAAUGUAGCUUUUUUAACACUUGUUACAUAUCAAUUUGAUAAUAUAAGUUGUCAAAAAUAAUUAUCGCUCGGGGRAGGGGUGCGCAGGGAUUUGGGGCGAAUAUWCCYCAGAAGACCCGGGGURGGRGGAAUUAUCUWAUUGCAACCAAUC